AUGAGGCUUUCUUUGAUAGCGCUCUGCGCUUCGCUCAUCGUGGCCGCCUCUAGCGCUCAAAGUCUUACCAUCGACGUAGGAUCUUCCUCCUCAUCCUCUGCACUACUGCUUGCGCGCUCCGAUGCAGCGUCGUCCGUGUCAUCUUCAAACGGAAACUUGCCACUAGCCAAACGAGUCGAUGACGCAGCAGCAACCGCAGAUGUCGAGAAGAUCGAUGUCGAAGCCGAGGAAGAAGACUCGUCCGAUGACGCCACGCUCGAAGGGCGAGCGCGAAAACACCGCCACAGGCAUCACCGAUCCCAAAAGCACUCUGGUCGUCAUCACCGACAAAAGUCGCACGUGCAUCACAAAACUAAACACACCAAGACGAAACCGCACCAAGCCUACACUUCCUCCUCCAGCGACGGCACGUACGAAGGCAAAGGCACCUUCUUCAGCCCCAACCAAGGUGCCUGUGGAAAGUGGAACACUCCAGGCGACAAGAUCGUAGCUCUUUCGAAGGAUAUCUACGACGAUGGAUCGCAUUGCUUUGAUACGAUCGAUCCAGUCGCACCAAUCGCAACCAUGGCAAACGGAGGAGAAGUCGAGCUGCGCACCACCGCGUCCCGCGCCAACGGCGCAUCCGCUCCCGUCCUCAACAGGAUCAGCAGAUACAUUACGCAGUCUGACGACAAGGGAGCUGCCCAGUCCAUGCUUCACGCAUGUGGUCUCAGCGUGGAAGACCUUGCGAAGCCUCAAGUCGGCAUCUCGUCCGUAUGGUGGGAGGGCAACCCUUGCAACACGCACCUGCUCGAGUUCGGCCGCAAGAUCAAGCAGGGAUGCGAAGCCGUCGGGCUCGUCGGUCUGCAGAACAACACGGUGGGCGUAUCGGAUGCGAUCACCAUGGGCGGUCCAGGCAUGCAGUAUUCGCUUCCGUCUAGGGAGCUCAUUGCGGACUCGAUCGAGACCAUCACGAUGGCGCAGUACCAUGACGCCAACGUGUCGAUCCCGGGAUGUGACAAGAACAUGCCAGGCUGCCUGAUCGCUUGUAUGCGUCACAACCGCCCGUCCAUCGUUGUGUACGGCGGAACAAUUCAGCCUGGCAGGCACGGCAUGGACAUGCCUGGUCUCGGCAGGAAAAAGGGCGACCCCUGCAACGUCGCUGACAACUUUGAAGCGACAGGAGCAUACGCCAAAGGUCUCAUCACCGCCGAGCAGCGUGUCGACCUCAUCCGAAACGCUUGCCCCGGUCCCGGUGCUUGUGGAGGCAUGUACACGGCCAACACGUUGUCUAUCGCCAUCGAAGUUAUGGGCAUGGGCCUGCCCAUGACUAGCAGCAUCCCAGCCGUCUAUCCUGAAAAGAUGCAAGAGUGUCUUCGAGUCGGAGGCUACAUCAAGAAUCUCCUCGAAAUGGACCUCAAGCCGCGCGAUAUCAUGACCAAGGAGGCGUUCGAGAAUGCGAUCGUCAUGACGCACGUUCUUGGUGGUUCGACGAAUGCGGUGCUUCAUCUGCUUGCUGUAGCUCGCGCUGGUGACAUCGACAUCACCAUUGACGACUUCCAGAGGCUGGGUGACAGGACGCCAAUGCUGGCAGAUGUCAAGCCCUCAGGCAAGUACUACAUGGAGGAUAUUCACAAGAUCGGAGGUGUGCCACGUGUGCUCAAAUACAUCCUGGAGAACACGGAUCUGCUGCACGGCGAUGUCAUGACGGUGACCGGCAAGACGAUGCGCGAGAACCUUGCCGACGUUGAACCGCUCGAGUUCGAGACGCAAGAUAUCAUCCGACCGCUCAGCAACCCGAUCAAGGCUACAGGUCAUUUGACCAUCAUGCGCGGAUCCCUCUGUCCUGGUGGCGCUGUGUCCAAGCUAACCGGCAAGGAAGGACUGUACUUUGACGGCACCGCUGUUGUGUUCGACGGGGAAGACGGCAUCACCGAAGCCAUUGCUGAAGGGCGUGUAAAGGAUGGCAGCGUCGUCAUCAUCCGAUACGUCGGACCGAAAGGUGGUCCCGGAAUGCCCGAGAUGCUGGGUCCUACCGGUGCCAUCAUGGGCGCCGGAUUGGGCAAGACGGUAGCGCUGAUCACCGACGGUCGCUUCUCCGGCGCCUCGCAUGGCUUCUGCACCGGCCACGUCGUCCCAGAAGCAGCCGAAGGAGGUCCCAUCGCUCUUGUGCAGGAUGGCGACAGGAUCACCGUCGAUGCCAGCACCCGCGAGAUCAACGUUCAUGUAAGUGAGGAGGAGAUGGAGAAGAGGAGACAGUGGUGGGUCAAGGAGAGGAAACCCAAGAUUGUCCAGAAGCACAAGAGGGGCUGGCUGUACAAGUUUGUUAGGGAUGUACAGAAUGCUAGCGAGGGAGUUUGCGGAAACGUCAUGUUCGAUGAGCAAGUUCUUCCCGCUCAACCGUCGUUCGACAUCUCUGUAGACAACGGUGAUCACUACUCUACCAGAAGUUCAAACAAUCCUUCUCAGCUCGCAGCAAGCUGUUAUUCGAUAGACGGACAUUUCUCACCACGCAUCGUGGCCCCGGCUUCUUUCUUUACGAUCGAAUCCUGCGACUCAUCAUCAUCUUCAACUCGUAUUACGAACGACUCGAUACCAUCAGGUAGCAGUCGAUCAUUCUUCGCCGUCGAGAUGUCAUUCGGCUUCCAAUUCGAUGACUCGGAGAUGGACGAAGAGUACGUCACGUCUCCGCACCCUUCCAUCCCGUCAGCGACAGCAACUGCGUCGAUCUCGGCACAGGCGUCAACGUCGAAGACGACCGCAGCGCCGUUCCAGAGCCACUCGUUACACGAGAUGCUGCAAAACUUGCCUUCAAGGAUAUCCUACUCCGCCAUCGAUGUCAUCUUGCCCGGUACGGGUAGGGAGAGCAGCAGAGUGCAUAGGUUGUUGCGGCGCGAUCUGUUCGAUGCACGGUUUCAGAUGCUCAUCGACGACGACGACGACGAGGAGGAGGAAGGCGAGGCCAGCGCGAAUGGAACAGCGUCGCAACAUCGGAAUGGGAACGUGGAUGCGCAGUCCGACUUGAUACCCGGCGUAUAUGAAGGCGGGCUCAAGACGUGGGAAUGCGCGUUGGACCUUGUCGAGACGCUCGACGCGCUCCACUCUACCGCUAGCCCGUCCAGCUGGUCCUCCCGUCUCUCUUGCAAAAACGUCCUCGAGCUAGGUUGUGGAACGGCGCUACCUUCCCUCUUCAUCCUCUCCCAAGUACUCAACGAAGAACCUUUGGAUCGGCCGCUCAACCUCACAUUCCACCUCGCCGACUACAACGCCCAAGUUCUCCAGCUCGUAACCCUCCCGAACCUGCUCCUGACCUGGUACGCCUCACCCUCCUCCGCCUCGUACCGCUCCUCCACAGAAGCCGCACACACCACCCACGAACGCAACGAACUCCUCCGCAGAGGCCAGGAUCACUUUGACUCCGAAAACGAGCUCGCCAUCACCUCGGACCUCGUCGCUGCCUUCUCAGCAUCCCUAUCGCAACGUGGGAUUCACUUGAACUUCCAUUCGGGAGCGUGGUCCGAGUUCCCACCUACACUAGGCGGCAAGAUGGAUGUGAUCCUGACGUCCGAGACGAUCUACUCGUUGGAAUCGCUCCCCGCACUGGUGGACGUGGUGAGUCGCUACGCGGGCGGGUCAGCGUUGACACUGGUGGCGGCAAAGGUCAUCUACUUCGGUGUAGGAGGUGGUGUUGAACCCUUCAAGCAGACUCUUGCAGAGAAACACCCGCAGGCUAGAAUCGAGCCAUUGCUCAACGUCACCAAAGGUGUCGGUCGCACAGUCCUCUCAGUCACCUUCUAA
Pseudozyma hubeiensis SY62 is the source of this 3777-nucleotide messenger RNA. RefSeq names its product dihydroxy-acid dehydratase. Gene Ontology annotation, molecular function: dihydroxy-acid dehydratase activity. Lineage: Eukaryota; Fungi; Basidiomycota; Ustilaginomycetes; Ustilaginales; Ustilaginaceae. The record is from RefSeq and is a predicted model, not a curated record. Gene Ontology annotation, cellular component: mitochondrion. Bases 1 to 3777 code for a protein of 1258 amino acids. Gene Ontology annotation, biological process: branched-chain amino acid biosynthetic process. The transcript is spliced from 3 exons.